Messenger RNA from Toxotes jaculatrix (banded archerfish), 4616 nucleotides. RefSeq names its product meiosis inhibitor protein 1-like. Lineage: Eukaryota; Metazoa; Chordata; Actinopteri; Toxotidae. The transcript has 32 exons. Gene Ontology annotation, biological process: meiosis I. The record is from RefSeq and is a predicted model, not a curated record. The coding region runs from base 1 to 4008 and encodes 1335 amino acids.
AUGGCGAGCGGGGAUAUUGUUUAUGACAAGAUUCACUUCAGACACGACCCAAAAUGGAGCGGCCGCCUGGGUCCUACAGAGGGAGGCGGGCUGCUGGUCUGUGUGGCCUGUGUCAUUGAAAUGAUUGACAGAGAAGAUAUUGCGUCAGUGAGGAAGUCUUUUGCCUUGUCUGGAAUCAGUGGGGUGCUGAUGUGUUCUCCGGGGGCCUUGAGAGAGCUGCUCCGACAGGACCACAGAGUCUCUGUGCGUUUCACAGCUUCGCUACUGGGUAUGCUUCACACCGUGGAGGAACCUGCCACUCUGGAAAAGGUUCACCAAGUGCUGGUUCAGCUGCUUUUAGAGCUGCAGAGUGAGGUGUCAGCUCGCUUUGUUUUGGAUGAGAUACACAAACAGCUAAGUGACCAGCUCAGUGUGAAAGGUUUCCUGCCCACAUUUAACUUCCUGGGGACCCUGGUGGAAGCAGUCCCCAGCGUGGCCCAUUGCCUGGUGACUCAGUAUGUGCCCGUGCUGGAGUGUCUGUGCUCCGCCUUGCUUUACCCAGAUGAAGCGCUGAAGGCUUCGGCCAUACAUGUGUGGUUCAAACUGUUUGGGACAGCCGGGGGCUUGGUAGCCCAGUCUUUGCCCGUUGCCAUCAGGGACAGAGUGUGUAUCCUGUUGCUGCGGACGUUGGCCAAUGCAGGGUCCCCACAGCUCAUCAACAACUGUGUUGACCUGCUGUGGCUGCUGGUGCAGCUGGGAGAGACAGUGGCAGUUCUCAUGAACACCCCUGACGAUCAGAUCAUGUGCGAUGAGAACCAGAGCAUCCACACCAACAGCAGCCAGAUCGUCAGCCAAAACCAAGAGCAACAGUCCCUUGACCACUGCCAUUUGCCUCUCAUAUUGAAACAGUUGCUGCUGAGUGGUGAUGAGACGUUGCAGGUGACCAGCGCUAAGUGUAUUGCAUCUGUCCUGGUUCAUUCUCCCAGUCAGUACAGCGCUCCCUUCAUCAAGGCUGACGUACCUGGGUUUCUGUUUGACCGUCUGGCCUGUGCUAAUAGUGAGGUGCUGCUGUGGUCUGCCUACAGCUGUUUGGUCUUACUGACCGAGGACUCGCUGUUCUUCUCCCAGUGUCACUCUGUCUAUGGUAUUGAAUCCCUGGUGCGCAGUCUGAAGGAGGCUUUACAGCUGUCCAACCUGGAAGUGCAGAAACAAGGUCUGCUGCUCCUUACUGAGAUACUGGAAAGGCAGCCCCCAAGUGUGCGUCUGUUCCCCACUGGUCCAGGGUUUGUAGCGGUGUCAGAGACUGUGAUAGCUGGAAUCUCCUCCCCAUGCCUCCUGGUUGCCACGCAGGGUGCCAGCGCUGCCUCCGCCCUCUUCCGACUGAACCACCAGUCCAGACCAGUCCAGUAUAGGGAGAUGGAAGGACUGGUGCAGGCCAUCACUAACAGAUUCUCUGAGCUGCCCUUACCCUCCUCAGCUCGUCGGCGAAGCUCCGGGAGUCUGAGGAGGUCAGGCCCCAACAGCCAGGCCUCCGUGUCCGAAGGAUUUCUGCUCCAGGCCCUGGUUUGUUUUCAGGCUGCCUGCAGGUUGGCUGAGGAGUGUGCAUCAGAGCCUGUUCUGAAGGAGAACACGUUCACAGCACCAUCUAAACACAGCCAUGCUCAGGACUCACUGGAGUCUCUGUGUCACUGUGUGCUUCACUGCUGCGACUCCAUCUGGAUACCCACCGUCAUUAGGAUGUGUGAGCGUGCGCCCAGCGCGCAGAUACUGCAGUACUUCUACUCCAUCCUGUCUUCCCAGUUCGCCCUCCUUCCAUCGCUCAUGCCAGUCUUUGCAGUUAAACUAGCGUCCUCUGGUUUCUACAGGCUUGCUCUGGAACACAAAGGCCUCCUCUGUGCAGGAAACAGGAACCCUAAUCUGAAUGCAUCGUGCUGUGGUUUUCUACAGAAACUCAGCAUGUGUCUGCUUUCCCAGUCAGACCCUGCUUCUGGCUCCUACCAGUAUGGUGCUGAGGAGGUGGAGAAUCUUCUGCUGUACAACCUUCCCUCUCUGUGCUGUCGUCUGUCUGACUGGCCCUCUCUGCUGUGUGAGAAUCCAGGACUCCAGCUGUGUGAAUAUAAAGGGCCAAGGGCCACUCAGUUCUGUCUGGUGAUAAUUCUGCACCUUGCCUUGCAGCAAGGAGACAGGCUCCUCCCAGACCAGACAGUGUUCUCCUGUGUGAUGUGGCUGUUGCGUUCAGUGCAGGAGCAGGGCAGCUGUGCCCCGCCUCGCUCUGUGCUCCGCUCUGCCCUCUACCUGCUGGCAGUGACACAGGACAAGAGCCCCAGCCUGGAUGGGGUUCAUUUGAACUGCAUCAGUAAGGCACUCUCCUCUUGCCAAAGCUUCUCCUCCCUCUACUUCCACCAUCCUGCACUCCUCCAUUUCAUCUGUCACUAUCCGGAGCUAGCAGAGAAAUUUGGGCCCUUGGUCCUGGAACUUUGGCUGACCGAGCAGGCACAGCACACAGAUGCAGGGCAGACCAUGGCAGACGUACGGGAGGAGGGAGAGAAGAGAGAAAGCCGUGCAGAUGAGAGGCAGGAUCAGGAGCCAGACACAGAAACCACAGAGCUUCUGACUCUGAUAGAGAAGUACCCAGCUGUCAUACUGACCCUACUGGACAUGCUUUGCACCAGGGAGGGCCCCCUGGCACAGCGAGCCCUGGGGGUACUGGAAGUGCUUUUGCGUGGUCAGAGAGACUAUGAGCUGGAUUUGUGUACCAAACUUAGACCAGCCCUUCUCCAGGCACUACAGAGGCUCAGUGUGGAGAACGUGGGCCAUGGGCUCGAACAGGGAGGCACUAAACAGGCAGUGAACUCACUCCCUCUGGUGCUGAAGCUGCUUUGUGUGACGCAGGCCACCGACCCGCCUUCAUCUUCCUCCUAUGGCAAGAUGGAUGGAGUGCACUUCAAGCUGUUCUACCAUGUAAGUAAUAUAGCAGGACGGUUGAAGCCUACUAACACAGAGAGCCUGCUGCCUGCCUUCAGCUACCUGUAUUGCUGUCUCAGUCAGUCCCCUGCACACUGCACUGACAGAGCUGUCUCCAUGCUGCUCUCCAACAGUGGACUGAUGGACCAGCUGCAGACAGCCCUCUCCUCCUCCACCUCCUCCUCUGCUCCAUCCCUCUCCCCAUCAGCCUGUCCGCCUUCAGCCCUGCUGUGCUGCAGCCAUCUACUCCUGUCCUCCCUCAUUACCUUGCAGCGUGUUCACUCCGCUCAGGUCCAUAAGAGCAUCAGUUGGAGCCUGGACGCAGCUGUGCAGCGACUCCUUGUUCAGAAGAGAAACACAGACAAUCUCUUGCUGGUCAGCUUCCUGAAGUUGCUGCAGGUUCUACUUGAUGUUGACCUAGCUUCAGCAGUGGUAUGUGUGAGCACCGGUCCUGGCUUGGUCGGGCCCAGACCCCUGGACGUCCAAGAUGGAGCCUUGUACCCGCUUGGCUCCAGAGGGGCCCAGUUCCUCUCAACUGCUCUCAGCGGACUUCUGUUGCAGAAGCACGAGCUGUUGCUGAGAGCCUCAGUCAACUGUCUGAGCUCCUUGCUGGGCUUCCUCCAGAGGAAGAGUCAAGUUACAGCGAAAUAUGUGGUGUGUCAGCCAUGGAGUCGAUUCCUCCUCUGCUGCCUGCUCAGCUCAGGAGAGAGCUGCCUUCUGCACCCUGCCAUUCUCAGACUCAUCUCACUUCUCCUGCAGCACAGCAGCACGGCAGUGCUGUGGGAGCCUGACCUGCUCCAGGUGAUAGAGGCGGUGGAGAGGAAGGGGGUGAAGGAGCUCAGUCAGGAAGCAGCACAGGCCCUCAGGGUCUUCCUCACACAGAUCCAGAGCAGAGUGUUGCAGCCACCACUCACAGAGGAGCACAAGCAGAGAGUGAGCGAUGUGAUGGAGGCCCUCGGCCCGCAGACGCCAACCGAGAGCUGCGGCCCCAGCGUGUCAAGCAACGUCCUGCAUGUUGGAGAUGUGUCCAUCUGUUUGGCUGACUUCACUCUGAAAACAGGCUGAUGUUCAGACUGAUACUGAGUCUAGGAAUUAUUACACCUUUAGUGUGACAGUUCUUUUCAUUGUUCUUUUAUUGUUACGUCUUUGAUUCCUAAACAUGUUUUGCUUUUCUUUACUUCUUCUCUUAAAGCAGCACAUGCUCCUGCCUGAGUUUUUAGAUAGUUUACAGCAUGUACUUGAUCUUUGAAAGUAAUUUCAGUUUACAGGCAGUGCUAAAGAAACAAAAGCUCAACUAUGGUCUUUAGUUAUUAUGCAGCAAUCCAGCAUUAUAACAAAUACCAAGUCUAAAACCUAUCUGUGCCUGUGUUAUAGACCAACCUCAGUGCUUGUGAUACUUUUUGAGUGAUGCUGUAUUUAAGCACACUAUACCAGGGUAUCUCUGUUAUUUCCAAGACCACCUUAAGUUCAUAUUCAGAUAUCCAUCCACCUCAUUUGGACAUUUUUGUGUUUAUAAAAAUGUGAUUUCUUUUUGAAUGUUUCAACUGUGGAGUGACAGAAGUGGUCAAGGUGAAACCUGCCAUUACUGCAGCCAUUUGUUACUGGGAUACAAGUCAUUUUCAUGGAUUCUGUUAAUAAGCUGACUUUCUAUCAAAUUAAAAGCCACUGCAAAA